CAUGAGGUCUCUGCUGACACUGUCAGUGCUGUUGGCUCUCAUAAGAGAGGACAAGGGAGAAAAACCAGCAGUGUCUCUCCUGCCGAGGUUCCCAGAUGUGUUUGUAGGAGAUGACAUCACUCUGAUCUGUAAACGAGGGAAUGGAACGAUAAAAUGGUUCAUUAAUGGAAAGCCAAAAUCACAUCAGGAUUCUCCAAUGCUUCUUACAGCAGUGACAUCUAAAGACAACGGGGAGUACCAAUGUGAGCGGGGCGGAUCGAAGAGCGAUCCGUAUAUACUCACUGUCGAAGAGCUGGAGCCUCACGCUCAGCUCUCUCCAUCUAUAGGUGGCGCUGUGAUGACCAAAGGUGAUGGAAGAAACCUGGUGCUGCAGGUGGACGAUGAUCCGAAUGGCUGGAAGUGUUUUGUGUGGCGGGGAGAGAGCGGCUUCACACUAGGAACCUCUGCUGAUAAGAUGAAGAACAGGGCUGUUAUAAUUGCAGAAUUGAACGAAGCAAAAAGAGCCACUUUCUGGUGCAAGAACGGUAGACAACGAAGCAAUGCAGUGACGCUGAAAAUGACAGAGCUCAAGGUGAUGUUGGACCCUCCAGCCGUUCCUGCACUGCUGGGGGAGAGUGUGGCUCUCAGGUGUGCGGUCUGGGGUGGGAAAGCGGACAGAGCUGUAUUCUAUAAGGAUAAUAAGCAAAUCGCAACCACAACAGAAGACACAUACAUCAUCACCAACGCCACACAAGAUCAUGCCGGACAGUACAGCUGUCACGCCACCUACAGGUACAGCCACAUCAGUGCAGAAGCUGUCCAGCAGGAAGGAGAUUCUGAUGCGCAGGAGUUAAAAGUUAUAGGAGGGCCUCCUGCUCCUACAGUGGAUUCAACGUCUCCUAAGAGUCUGGAGUGUUUCUGCAGAGACUGUCCUUCUUCCUGCACGUCCUACUGCUGGUAUCAAACAUUUCUUAAUGACUCAUUUGCACGCCAAAGACUACCUGAAAAUACACAGAUUAUUACCGUGGAGGAAGGAGGACUGUUCAGCUGCCGGAUGGAGUGUGGGAAAGGAUUCUCCCGUUUCAGCAACAUUUACAGCUACAAAGGUACCCCCAAACACACACACACACGCUACUGAAAAUUUGAAAUGUUACUUUGGCAUAAUUGGCAACUAAUUGAAACAAAAUAAGUUAAAUCUCAGCUACUUAAUUUCAGCUAUUAAUUAAUUUCAGGUUUUAGUUUAAUGAUAAUAACCUGUAA
This is a messenger RNA of Rhinichthys klamathensis goyatoka, 1239 nucleotides long. RefSeq names its product high affinity immunoglobulin gamma Fc receptor I-like. The coding region runs from base 2 to 1117 and encodes 371 amino acids. The record is from RefSeq and is a predicted model, not a curated record. Gene Ontology annotation, molecular function: transmembrane signaling receptor activity. The transcript has 6 exons. Lineage: Eukaryota; Metazoa; Chordata; Actinopteri; Cypriniformes; Leuciscidae. Gene Ontology annotation, biological process: cell surface receptor signaling pathway.